AACUCUUCCGUGGUGAGGCGCUAUUGUCGUGAACGUGGCGAGGCACGCGCUGCGUCAGUAUUCCGCGAGCUUCCAUCGCGUUCUGUUGCAGUUAAUCGUUGAAGAAGGGAGGUACCUAUCCUAUUCGAUAGUGAACUGCGGAGAACGAGAAAAAGUGCUAUUCUUCUAAACAAGAAACUCCUAAUUAAAGAAUGGCGGACGACAGUCACGAGAACGGUACAAGCAACGGUGACGUACCUGAGAUCGAGCUGAUUAUCAAGGCUUCGACGAUCGAUGGUCGCAGGAAGGGUGCGUGUCUCUUCUGCCAGGAGUACUUUAUGGACUUGUAUCUUCUUGCCGAAUUGAAAACAAUCUCUCUAAAAGUGACCACGGUCGACAUGCAAAAACCGCCGCCCGAUUUCCGCACCAACUUUCAGGCAACACCUCCGCCGAUCUUAAUCGACAAUGGCGAUGCGAUAUUAGAAAACGAGAAAAUCGAACGACAUAUUAUGAAAAACAUUCCUGGUGGACAUAAUCUCUUCGUGCAGGAUAAAGAAGUGGCUACCCUUGUUGAGAACUUGUUCAGUAAAUUGAAACUGUUACUGUUGAACGCAAAGGACAAGGAUAAAGAUCCAAAAUCUUCGUCCCUGAUGGCACAUUUACGUAAAAUCGACGAGCAUCUAGGUCGUAAGGGCACUCGUUUCCUCACAGGCGAUACAAUGUGCUGUUUCGACUGUGAGCUUAUGCCACGACUUCAACACAUCAGGGUGGCCGGCAAAUACUUUGCGGACUUUGAGAUCCCUGAAACUCUGGUGCAUCUCUGGCGAUAUAUGCACCAUAUGUACAGGCUGGAUGCCUUUUUACAAAGUUGUCCGGCCGAUCAGGAUAUUAUUAAUCACUAUAAAUUACAGCAGAGCAUGAAAAUGAAAAAGCACGAAGAACUGGAGACUCCGACAUUCACAACCAGUAUCCCGAUCGAGGUCAACGACGACUAGGCUGGACCUCUGCCGUCGGGUCUACGAUCUCGUUACUCUGACGUAGAAAAAGUCCUCGACAUCGGUGUAGACAUAAGCAGUGUGAACACACGUGGCACGCAAAAUUACGUUUUUUUUUUUUUUUUCUUCCAAGGAAAAUGAUUCCGCAGGAAGAGUCCACUAUUUAUCAAAAGUUAAUGAAGUUUUUUCUUCUAGAAAAAAAAAAAGGUUCUAUCAUCUAGAUUUGAUAUAUAGAUGUGCCGAUUCGGCUACACCGAUUUAUAUAUAAAUUUUUGCUACGUAUAUUUUGACAAAUUAUCGUCGACUCUUUUAUGGCCUAAACUGAUGCAGAACAGAAGUAGCUUUUUUACCGCAGAAAACAGUAGAAGAUACAUAUAUGAGUGUAUUAAGGCUUUCGAGAAACGAUCUGUAAGCGUAUCCAGAAAAUUUGAACGAUUUUUUCCUUUCCUUUCUUUCCAUUUUCUUUAUCUUUUUUUCUCUGGUACGUAUGUACUUCGUACGUAAUAUUCAUACGAAUAGCAUUAUUUUUAGAAAAAGUAUUUUAAUGUUUUACGUAUACUUUAGAUCAAAGCUAACGUAUUUUUUUUUCUCUCUCUCUCUUUUUAAAGUAUUUCAAUAUUUUUGAUGGCGCGUAAUGUUAACACAAGUAGAAAAUACGAGAGAGACGUAUGCAUUUGAAUUACGAUUAAUACUUUGUUUUUAAAUUAAUAUAUCUCGUAUAUAUUAUUUCUUUAUCAUUUUUCUCUUAUUUUCUGGAAACUGCAUUGUAUUUAUCAUACAUCUAACGACUAAUCAAUAAACUGAGUUAAUUGAUGGUUAAUUCUUUAACA
This is a messenger RNA of Apis florea (little honeybee), 1804 nucleotides long. RefSeq names its product chloride intracellular channel protein 5 (gene Clic). Gene Ontology annotation, cellular component: cytoplasm; apical plasma membrane. NCBI's taxonomy places the organism in Eukaryota, Metazoa, Arthropoda, Insecta, Hymenoptera, Apidae. Gene Ontology annotation, biological process: chloride transport. Gene Ontology annotation, molecular function: chloride channel activity. The record is from RefSeq and is a predicted model, not a curated record.